This is a messenger RNA of Exophiala viscosa, 2233 nucleotides long. Its product is annotated as prenylcysteine oxidase. Gene Ontology annotation, biological process: prenylcysteine catabolic process; prenylated protein catabolic process. The record is from RefSeq and is a predicted model, not a curated record. The transcript has 2 exons. Gene Ontology annotation, molecular function: prenylcysteine oxidase activity. NCBI's taxonomy places the organism in Eukaryota, Fungi, Ascomycota, Eurotiomycetes, Chaetothyriales, Herpotrichiellaceae. Bases 202 to 1881 code for a protein of 559 amino acids.
AGAUCGUCAUGGCACUGGCGGAGGGGAUGUUGGCCGCCCUCAACAACGACUCCGCAAAGUCCAGCCCGUCAACACUACGAAACAGGAAUCUGGGGCAACAGUCUCCUCGACGCAACGCCCAUUGAGAUCACUCAUCUCAUGUGGUGAAAACGAGGUGCAGAUGCUGAAUGAUACAUCGAGACAAUCACUAAUCACGGCGAAAUGCAUGUAAGAUUCAUCGCAUGCCUGAUCUCCUUUGUCGGCUCCGUCAUCGCAGACAACUUCCAAGAGCCUCUCCGCAGUCCAUCAACCUCUCUAUCAAAGCCACAUCGCAUCGCAGUUGUUGGUGCCGGUCCAGGCGGCUCUGCGACAUCAUACUAUCUCGACAAAUUUGCGAGAUCUUUGUCCCUUCAUCGGCCCCUCGAGAUCACCGUCUUCGACACGAACACAUACAUAGGCGGACGGACUACGACAGUCAACGCCCUCGAGGACCCACGCUACCCGACCGAGCUGGGCGCCAGUAUCUUCGUCGAGAUAAACCAUAUCCUCUACAAUGCCACCCGAGACUUUGGCCUCAUACCCUCCGCAAAGAUAUAUCAGGCGGCGCCGGACUCGAAAUAUGAGCUGGGAAUCUGGGACGGGUUGUCCUUCGUCUUCACAUCCGCAACGGAAGAUGAUACCAGCUCGUGGAGCGGAUGGUGGGACAUCGCGAAGCUGCUAUGGAAAUAUGGGCUGAGCCCGAUCCGCACACAGAGGGCAACAAGGAAGGCCGUGGGCUCGUUUCUGGAAUUCUACAAUGAACCAGUAUUCCCUUUCCCCUCGAUCCAGGAAGCAGUGCUUAGCACAGGGCUGGUCGCCUACACCAGCGUCACAGGCAAGGAUGUCCUAAAUGCGGCCGGGGUGGGUGACCUCUUCAGCCGCGAGAUCAUCCAGGCCAGCACGCGAGUGAACUAUGCCUCGAACCUGGGCGGGAUCCACGGGCUCGAGACCCUCGUGUGCAUGGCAAUCGAGGGCGCCAUGGCCGUCGAGGGCGGAAACUGGCAGAUCUUCGAAGAGAUGGUCACGUCGUCGGCGACCCGUCUACUUUUGAAUACAACAGUGACAGACGUGAUCAAAGACACCAAGCAUGGCACAUUCACAUUACGGACCACCAACCCGGACGUCAAUGAGUUCCUGGGUACAGAGGACGAGGCGGCAUUCGACACCGUCGUCCUCGCAGCACCGUACCAAUUCGCAAAUAUAUCAUUCGCACCUGAACUGGCCAACCCACCCGCCAAAAUCCCGUAUGUAAGUCUACACGUCACGCUGUUCACCUCGCCGCACCGCUUGUCGCCGUCUUUCUUCGGCCUCGACACACAAGCCGACGUCCCCUCGUCCAUCUUGACAACACUACACGAAGGACUGGACGAAGACCUCAGUUCACGAAGGGGUGUCGACGCCGUGGGACCAGCCGGGUUCUGGUCCAUCAGCACACUCCGCGUCCUCCACCCAGACACGGACGGGACAUUCUUCGGUCCAACCUCGAACCAUUCCACAAAGGACUCUCAACCUCAAUACCUCUACAAAAUCUUCUCGCCCGCGCCCUUGACAGGCACAUUUCUCUCUGACCUGCUCGACUUCCCGCACAGUGCUGGCGAGAAGGACGAUCCACUCUCCGCGCUGUCCAAGAAAGAUGUAACAUGGCUGCAUGAGAAACUCUGGCACAGCUACCCCUACGAACUGCCCCGAAGUACUUUUGAGAACUUCACUCUUCUCACGUCGUCGGGAGACGAUCAAGAUCAGAAAGAAGGACUCUUCUACCUAUCCGGCAUGGAGAGCUUCAUUUCGACGAUGGAGACGUCCGCGCUGGCGGGCAUGAAUGUCGCACGACUGAUCGUCGAUCAACUACACUCACAGUCUUGACGUUACCUUGGCUAAGGUAUUAGAUAAGCUUACUCCUGCAUGACGGAGUGUCUUCUGUACCAAUGUCUUGCUCGGCGCUGGAGUUAUAAGGGCACUUCUUCCACAAUGCCCCGGGCCCACAUAGUGAGAAUGGUGGAAGACAGUGACUUUGGCAUUUUGGCGAUUUGUCCUUGGUCAACGGAUAGAGUGUCACUUUGGGUCGUCAAAGCACAGGGUUCUACGCGUUGGAGUAUGCUAAAGCUCACCUACAAGCUUGGGUCAUUGCGUAACUAGUGAUUCAAAGAGCCCUGAUUACAGCUUCCUUUCAAUGCUCAUGUGUGUCUUCUCAGCAUCGCUGUGCCAGCAACCGCCG